Molecule: messenger RNA, 3848 nt
Organism: Chara braunii
Lineage: Eukaryota; Viridiplantae; Streptophyta; Charophyceae; Charales; Characeae
Source: the annotation of a GenBank genome assembly
UAAGUCAGUCUUGACCAUAGAUCAAGCAGGCAGAUGGCCAGAUAUUAUUAAGUAAGUAUGUGUUUAAAUCUCUGCUCUGAGGGAGGGCGAGUACCAGUCCUGGUAAAGGCUGCAUGCAUGGUGUGACCGUGCGUUCUAUUGGGAGGAAGAAGGUGGGUGACCGAGAAUGGGAGGAGGAGGGGGUGCUCUCUCCCUCGAAGAAAUGCACAAUAUCCAGUUUGCCAUCUCGACAGAGCAAGUGACCGGUUGGCAGUUCAAAUCCGAUCUCUGUGGCGCGCUCUAUUCAGAGGAAGAAGGUAGGUGGCCAAGGAUGGGAGGAGAAGGGGGCUCUCCCUCCCUGGAAGCUAUGCAUAAUAUGCAGUUUGCGAUGUACAGAGCAAAUGACAGGUUGGCAGUUCAAUUCCGGUCUGUGCGAUGUGCAGGCUGUCUUCACGAGGACGGAGGGACAACGACGUCCUCCGGCGGACAUCGAUGUAGUUAACUUCAAAGACAUCACUCUGUCAGAGCAAGCAGGUCGGCAGUUCGAUUCCCAGAUGUACCAUCGGAUUCAUGUUUACAGUCAUCGAUCGGACGGGCAGGAUCAAGAUCAGGAUCCCGAGCAGCAGCAUGAACUAUCGGCAGGCGCGAACAGUAGACCUGGUGCAGAGCUUGGUUCAAUGAUCGCCAUGCUUGGUCCAUGGAGUGCAGGUGGAGGAGGUGCAAUCCGGCUGAUCGCUUUACCAGGUCCACUGAUCGCCGCACCAGGUCCACUGAUCGCUGUACCAGGUUCACUGAAAGCUGCGCCAAGUCCACUGAUCGCUCUAGCCGCUGUACCAGGUCCACUGAUCGCUGCACCAGGUGCAGUGAUCGCUGUACCAGGUCCAGUGAUCGCUGUACUUAUUGCACCAGGUCCACUGCUCGCUGCACCAGGUCCGCUGCUCGCCGCACCAGGUGGCUCGACUGCAGGGGGAGUAGGAGGAAUCCGACCCAGACCCUGUCGUCCCACGCCCAGGGGUGUUGCUCUGAGUGAGUCGAGUUGCAGCUCGCCGAGCUGUUUUUUCUGUUGUCGUCCCCAGAAUCAUAAUGAGAGAGACCAGUCAUCGAGGAACAAGAGCAAGUCCAGGAUCAGGACCAGGGAGCAGGAUCAGGAUCGGGAGCAGAACCAUAGUUCCAGUAGACGCGGUGAGAGACAAGGAGGAGGAGGAGGAGCGGUUGUUUCCUUCGCGAGCUUUGCCGCGAUUAGACCAGUCCUCGAGAAACGGGAUCAACUAGUGGCUGCAGUCGGAUGGAAUUCAUCCAACGAGCUGUACUCCUGCAGUGAUGAUCGUACGGUACACAAGUGGAACAUGAAUGGUGAGGCCAUGGGCAAGGCGUGCGAGAUAGAUAGCUACUACACGGACAUGCACUGGUACCCCUCGGGUUCCAAACGUCAGCAAAGCGGACCAGGAACGGACGUAUUUGUGGUGUCUUGUACGGACGGAAGCUUCAGGAUCAUCGCCAAGAAUGGGAGGGAGGAGAAGAGGGUGGACGCGCACAAGGGUGCGGUGAUAGCCCUACGAUGGAACUACGAGGGGACGGCUCUGGCAUCUGCAGGAGAGGAUGGAAUGGUCAAAGUGUGGUCCCGCAGUGGCAUGCUGCGGUCCACUCUGGCCCAGACUGAGAACACAGUGUACUCUGUCGCUUGGAGCUCAGAUUCGGACCAACUCCUGUUUUCCACGGGCAGAGAUCUCGUGAUCAAACCCCUACAACCCUCCAGCAAGCAGAUGCAAUGGAAGGCCCACGAAGGUCCCGUGCUGAAGGUAGACUGGAACCCUGUGAACCAUCUGAUAGUGUCUGGGGGUGAAGAUUGCCUGUAUAAGGUCUGGGACAUCUACGGUCGUUUGCUGUACCAGAGUGCUCCGGCAGACUACGGGAUCACUGCAGUCACCUGGUGUCCUAACGGCGAGCUCUUCGCCGUCGGAUCCUUCAAUGCCCUCAUCCUGUGCGACAAGACCGGAUGGACAUACUCUAGGCACAAGCCCAACAGCGGCUCCUUGAGCAACAUAGCAUGGACUCUAGACGGAACCCAGCUGGCUGCUGCAGGAGGCAAUGGGUCACUUGUGUUCGGGCAGCUGAUUGGUCGGAAGAUCGAGUGGAAACGAAUCACAGCAACCAUAGAAGAUACGAAUCGCAUCCUCAUACAGGACGUGUUGACCGAGACGGUGGAGGAGCUAGACUUCAGAGAUCGCGUGAUCAAGGCCUCCCUUGGCUGUGACCACUUGGUAGUGGCCACGGCCACUCAGUGCUGCAUCUUCUCCACGAGCAACUGGAACACGCCGCACAUUUUCGACAUCAAAGACACGGUGUUGAUGAUCCUACAGAGCCAGAGGCACUUCCUCAUGAUAGAUAGCUUCUCUGGACUGCAACUCUUUACCUAUGAAGGGCGACAGGUGUGUAACCCGAGAUUCCAAGGACUUAGGACCGAAUUCCUUAACGAGCAGAGCGUCAGCCUAGCCAACGAGAUCCUGGCUGUCAUUGACACCAGCGACUACAAGUCCAUCCGGCUCUUCGACACUUCAAUGGGCAAGUUUCUGGGAGAACAUCUCUCUCACUCCAUGGAGAUAGUCGAGAUCGCGGUCAACCAGACCGGGUCGCUCGUUGACAAAAAGCUCGUCUUCAUCGACCGGAAUCGGGACCUGUACAUCACCCCUGUCCUCAAGCCGGCACUGGUUAAGCUCACCACCAUGGUAGAUUCUGCAGCUUGGAACGACGGGACAGACAUGUUGGCGGCCAUGGCCGACCAGAAGAUGGUCGUGUGGUACUAUCCCAACGUAGUGUACGUAGAUAACGACCUCCUCCCUCGGACAAAGUACACCAAGGAUGGAAGCGAGCUCGGCAAAUUGGCCCGCAUUGUGAGCUUCUUUGGGUGCCGUUGUGUCAUACGAAGGAUCGACGGUGCGCUUGUGACCGUUAGCGUGUCCCCAUACCCUCUCAUCCUGUACGAGCAAGUGCAUGCCAACAGAUGGGAGCAGGCCACUCGGCUGUGCCGGUCCGUGAAGGACAACUCCCUCUGGGCAUGCCUUGCUGCCAUAGCCAUCAACGCCAAGCAACUGGACGCCGCGGAAGCCGCCUUUGCCGCCAUAGACGAGAUAGACAGGCUACAGUUCGUCAUUCACAUCAAGGACAUACCCUCGGAAGAAGGGCGAAACGCUGAGCUGGCGUUGUUCGCCAGACGACCUGAGGAAGCAGAGUCCAUCCUCUUGCAAGCUGGCUUGACCUACAGAGCGAUCCAAAUGAACAUACGCCUCUACAACUGGGACAGAGCAUUGGAGCUAGCCGUUAACUACAAAACCCACAUAGACACCGUCCUCCUCCGUCGUGCUCAGUACUUGAAUCGGAUUCAACGAGCGGAGUCCAACCCUCGUUUCCUGCAGUACAUGCAGCACGUCACCGUGGACGAAGACAAGGUCAAGCUCAAGGUCGAGGCGGAGAAGGAGAAGGAGAGACGUCGAUCUGCCGUUCUAGGUGGUCAUCGAGCGGGUGGAGGGGGAGGUGCGGCGGGAUAUCCGCCCCCUUCCCCCGGUUGACUGCCAAGUCAACAAGGCAAGGUGUACAGCCAUCGAUGUUCGACAAACUUGGACGACAAAACAUCACUGAAUUUCAUCUUUCCUUCUGUGACCGUGUACUCACACUCGGGACUUUUUCAACUGAAUCCCGCCGUCAGGACCGGUCAGAGACAUUACAGGGAAAGUCCCGGUGUGGUAUGUGACUGUAUGUCCUCAAUCUCUGUCUUUCAGAGACAGGACUCUCUGGCAAAGGUCGGGUAGGCCGGUGGGUUCUGUGGUUUACCAGAUUGCCUCCCCCCCUCGUCGUACUUCGCCAGGACGAGA